UUCUUACAACUGUGUCUUCAUUCCUGGGCCUGAAAUCAAAUACAUCAAUCAGCUUGGAAGCAUUCAACUCAUUGAAGCUCUGACUUGACUGGAGGUCUUAUCACUUACAAUCCCCAACAUUCGAACUCUUUUCACGCAAUCGCAACAUCGAACGAACUCUAAUUCAACUUUACGACCCCUGCCAAGAACCAAACUCAAUUCCCCUGGCAACCCAGUUCUGCCAAGCCAUGUCAACUUCAACAUCAGCCACGAGUGGCCAGCAGACGCCGAAAGGACCUCCUUAUGCACCAGUUACAGCUCUUCUGGGCUUGACGCCGACCGUGAAAGUCGACGUGCCAAUCUGCGCCGUCUUGAUCGUUUUCUUCCUCAGCGGAUUCGUCCUCAAUAUCACCAUUUUUCGGCGGAACAAAGCCCGCGGGCACAAGUUCCUGCCUUCGGUACUUCUCGCCGGUUUCUGCAUGGCCCGCAAUAUGGCGCUGGUCCUACGCAUUGUCUGGUCUACCCGCCACGACAAUGCCAGUUUAACAAUCGCCGCCAAUAUCUUCGCGGCCGCCGGUGUCAUUAUCCUCUUCAUCGUCAACCUCAUUUUCGCACAGCGUUUGGUGAGGUCGAUACAUCCCACCUUCGGAUGGAGUCGCAUCCCCUCAAUCGCCUUCAAGGCUCUUUAUGCCUACGUCAUCAUUUGUCUCAUCAUGACCAUUACGAUCACCAUCAUUUCUUUUUACACCCGCAACCCAUCAACCUUGAACACCGCGCGCAUCAUCCAGUUGUUUUCCGGAACAUCUCUUGCUACAUUGGCCUUCUUGCCGAUUCCGAUUGUCAUCGCGACCGUACUCAUCCCCAGCAAAUCCGUUCCAGAGCCCUUUGGCAAGGGUUCGCUCAGGACAAAGAUCAUCCUGGUUCUCUUCACUUCCACCCUGCUAGCGCUGGGUGCCGGCUUCCGCAUCGGCGUGAGCUACACUACGCCCCGGCUUGCGUCGAACCCAGCAUGGUACCACCACAAGGCCUGCUAUUACGUCUUCAACUAUGUCAUUGAGUUGAUCGUGGUCUUUACCUACGCACUCAGCCGUUUCGAUAGGAGGUUCCACAUUCCCAACGGAUCCAGUGCACCGGGUCACUACUCUGCAGGUGUUGUGGACGAGAAGCACUCGAGCAGCACUAGCAAUAUCAAUGACAUGGACGCUGAGCGGUCACCAAGUUACAAGGAAAGCUUUCGAAUGGAGAACAGCUCAUAGAAAUAAGAUAUGACUUAUGAGAGGGAGCAAGGAGUUUGAUAGAUCGUGAUUUAGAAAGUAG
Messenger RNA from Colletotrichum scovillei, 1296 nucleotides. RefSeq lists its product as uncharacterized. The transcript is spliced from 2 exons. Bases 228 to 1235 code for a protein of 335 amino acids. Lineage: Eukaryota; Fungi; Ascomycota; Sordariomycetes; Glomerellales; Glomerellaceae. The record is from RefSeq and is a predicted model, not a curated record.